AUGAAAAUCGAGAGAUGCAUCAAAAAGGUGGCCGAAGGGGUCGAGACGUUUGAAGACAUCUGGCAGAAGGUCCACAACGCCAGCAAUAGUAACCAGAAGGAGAAAUAUGAGGCCGACCUCAAGAAGGAGAUUAAGAAACUACAGAGGCUCAGGGAUCAGAUCAAGACAUGGGUGGCCUCGAGUGAAAUUAAAGACAAACGACAGCUCUUAGAGAAUAGGAAACUAAUUGAGACUCAAAUGGAAAGGUUUAAAGUGGUUGAGAGGGAGACGAAGACCAAAGCGUACUCUAAGGAGGGCUUAGGAGCCGCUCAGAAGUUAGAUCCGGCGCAGAAGGAGAGGGACGAGAUGAACAACUGGUUGUCGCAAUCUAAAGUGGUUGAGAGGGAGACGAAGACCAAAGCGUACUCUAAGGAGGGCUUAGGAGCCGCUCAGAAGUUAGAUCCGGCGCAGAAGGAGAGGGACGAGAUGAACAACUGGUUGUCUCAAUCCAUUGACUCGUUGAACAUACAGUUGGAUCAGUUCGAGUCGGAGUCGGAAUCGAUUCAUUUGGCGCAGAAGAAGAGCAAAAAGGAUCGCGAAAAACAGGACCGAUUGGACGAACUGAAGGCGUGGGUCGAGAAGCACAGGUAUCACAUCAAACAGUUGGAGACAUUGAUGCGAAUGCUGGACAACGAGACCGUCGAAGUGGAUCCCAUCAAGAAGAUUAAGGACGACGUCGAGUACUACAUCGACUCGUGUCAGGAGCCGGACUUCGAAGAGAACGAAUUCAUCUACGAAGACCUCGACUUAGAGGACAUGAAUCAGUUCCUGAUCUCAGAGCAGACGCGCGCCAAUCACACGGCGUCCUUCGAUUCGGGAACCACUAAGAACUCGAACGCCGACGACGACGGAAGCCUUUCGAUCCAAUCGAAUAGUCCCUCUUCGACGGCCAGUUCGCCGGCGCCGAGUCCUGGACUCACCAAUCAUUCCAAGACAUUGCUUGAGAAUAACAACGUGUUCGGAGCGCCGACACCACUGACCACCACCUCUUCCGCCUCCUCUCUAUUGAGUGCAACCAAUAAUAACGCGACGAACAGCUCGACGGCUGUGGCGGCGAUGAACAACACGUGUCAGACAUCGUCAUCGUCUUCAUCGCUGUCGGGCCAGUCGUCGGUAACGCAGACGCCGAUCGUGAAGCCACUGGCCGUCUGGUCUAACCCAUCCAUUAGUAGUUCCACGAGUUCUACGUCAUCGACCACUUCAUCCACCAGUAAAGCACCGGUACCUCAGGCGACGAUCACCAGCGCCGCCGUCGCCACCGCAUCCGUGACCACCACUACGACCGCCACCAGCGCUGCGAUGACUCCCAUCCGCAACAACAACAACAACAGCAGCAGUUCGUCGAGCAGUUCCUCGAGUCCGUCGAUAAACCCGUUGUCGAACCACAACAUCACCAAUCAGUACGCGCUGGCCGUCGGAGUCAACUCGGGCUCCGCCGCCGCCAACACUAAUCUAAUGAAUCGCAUGAAUCAAAUGCAACAGCAUUUGGACAACAGUGCGGUUAUGAGUCAAAUGAAGGGCUCGGAUGUGAGCGCCGACGCACUCAUGAGUCGGUAUAUGAAUAGUUCGCCGAAUUCUCUUCAGCAGACAUUAGUUUCGCCGAGCAUUUUGUCCGCCAGUCCUAUGGGUCUGAGCGGUGACUCACGCGGCGGCGGCCGUCACCACCACUACACUCACAUCGACCAUAUCUGCCGGUCCCUGGAAUACNUAUCGCUUCUGUACAGCGCGGCGGCGGCCGUCACCACCACUACACUCACAUCGACCAUAUCUGCCGGUCCCUGGAAUACGGGUGUUGUGUCCUCUCGACCGCAGCAGCAGUUCUCUCAACCGACGCCUAUUCUAAUGAACGGUCCAGUGAUUGGCCACAAGAAUGUGACACAACAACAACUGUCGACUCUCGAGUCGGAUCAGCAGCCGUUAUCUUCAUUGAAAUCUAUAGCACAACAGGCGGUCGAUCGGCUCGAAGACCAAAUCACCACAAAUAACGAUAACAACAGUCAUAGUCAUAGCCAUAGCGAACAGUCCUCACAAUCUCUUUACGAGCAUUCGGUUAACUCUUUAAUGAACAGCACUUCUCUCUUGAGUAACAAUUCGACCACUUCUUCGAUGUUCGGACUAUUGAGUGCCUCAUCGAAGGCAUUAGUGAACCAACAGUUACCGCAGUCCGUGUCCAUCGUAUCCUCGCAAGGCCUGCCCCUGUCAUCCAUUGGUUCGCAGCGCUCGUCAACGCCCGGCACCGGUAAUCAAACAAAUGAGGCGACAGUUCCCCCCUUAUUAGGUGUGGCGCCUUUAGGACCCGUGAGUCUAACCAAACAGUGCUACUAUCAGCUCCAUAUGCUUGAGGCCGCCUCCAGACAUCCAAUACAUCCCAUGGACUCUCAAAGGCUUAGGCCUUAUCUACCGCCGAAUCCAUGUCCGGUCCCGACUUAUUAUCCGCAACAAUGUCUGCCUCACAGCGAUUCCAUUGAAUUCUUCCACCGAUUGUCUACUGAAUCGUUGUUUUUUAUUUUCUACUUUAUGGAGGGAACGAAAGCACAAUAUUUGGCGGCUAAGGCGCUGAAGAAGCAGUCGUGGCGUUUCCACACCAAAUACAUGAUGUGGUUCCAGAGGCACGAAGAGCCCAAAACAAUCACUGAUGAAUACGAACAGGGAACAUACAUAUACUUUGAUUACGAAAAGUGGGGCCAAAGGAAAAAGGAAGGCUUUACCUUUGAGUACCGAUACUUAGAAGACCGCGAAUUGAAUUAA
Medioppia subpectinata is the source of this 2787-nucleotide messenger RNA. The record is from the annotation of a GenBank genome assembly. Lineage: Eukaryota; Metazoa; Arthropoda; Arachnida; Sarcoptiformes; Oppiidae.